Messenger RNA from Geodia barretti, 534 nucleotides. The record is from the annotation of a GenBank genome assembly. NCBI's taxonomy places the organism in Eukaryota, Metazoa, Porifera, Demospongiae, Tetractinellida, Geodiidae.
AUGCGCGCCUUUGUAGCGGUGGAGGUGUCCGAUCCGGACAUCCGGGACGCCAUCGCUGAGUUCCAGGACGGGUUUCCUGUCCGAGCCAGGGCCAUCGGGCCCGACAGCCUGCACUUUACGCUGAUAUUCUUGGGGGAGAUCUCAGAGUCGCAGAACCGGCAGGUGCAGGACUCGCUGGGCACGAUAGCCUUCGAGCCCUUUGAGAUCAAGCUUGCUGGCGUGGGCGCGUUCCCAAACACACGAUCCCCCAGAAUCAUCUGGAUCGGCACCGACCCCAUAGGGGGCCGCAGACUGACAUCCCUUGCGGGAGCAGUCUGCGACAGGCUGCUGCCCCUGAACUUUCGCAAUGACAGGCCGUUUGUGCCGCAUGUUACCGUCUUCAGGGUCAGGAACCGGGUCGACGUCUCGGAGGAUCUGGCCGGGUACGGCGAUGCCGGGUUUGGGGCCUGCAUAAUAAGCGAGAUAAAGCUCAAGCAGAGCGUGCUGACCCCCCAAGGCCCCCGAUACUCGGAUCUGCAGGUGAUAAGUGCAUGA